This is a messenger RNA of Caenorhabditis auriculariae, 3161 nucleotides long. NCBI's taxonomy places the organism in Eukaryota, Metazoa, Nematoda, Chromadorea, Rhabditida, Rhabditidae. The record is from the annotation of a GenBank genome assembly.
AUGCUUUCUGUGUCGAGAAGCACGAAAUAUCGAAAAAAGCUCCUGAGAGAACGGCCAAGGUUUGCGGCAGACCUUUUUUCCAGUCGACAGCAUUUCCAUAAAUGAAGAACGACACGAGGUGGUCGUUUUGACAGAGCACACGACGUCAACGACAUGGGCGGAGCGGACUUCUGCAAUUGUUGCCUCGACCUUGGCCAAUUGGCCCUACCAAAUUGCUCUCGAGAUUUCACACUAGUAUGUCUUUAUUUUUUAGCUUCUUCGUUUUUACUAGUCUCAUUGGAGAAAGCGACGCACGUGUUCAAUAAUUUAUACGAUGGGUUGCCGUCCUUCGACACCUGAAGUUGGACCCGAGCCCAGUUCCACAGAGGUCCCCAGCGAUCCAAAAGCAACAAGUUAUCGACCUUCCAUCGUCAGUCUCCAGAUCCCCAACGAAUAUGGAGAUGACAUCAGUUCAGAUGCGAUGAGGUACUCCUUCCCGUUUCGAAAGGAGAUAUAUUCACGUCGGAAAAAACAAACAAACAGUUUCAGCGACCAUUCGUUGGAGCAAGAAGGCCAAGAGCACAGUGACUACCUCUACGGUACGGACGUGACCCUACAGUGGCUGCUCCAGCGGAUCGGGGACAAGCUAAACAAGUCGAUAGUCGAUGAACCUCAAUGGAUAACGGAGAGACUGAACCGUCCAAGCUGGGAAUGUUGGUCACCUACGGCAUUUGAAGUACAUCAACAUAUUUUCAGCCGAAUACGCCACGUCGUCGGUCGUUCGCGUUACAUUUGGCUGGGAAGAUGACGACCUUCCCAAGAGCGUCGUGCUCAAAACUCCGGUGGCAAAGGACUUACGAGACGACGAAGAGGGAAAGUAUCAUUACAUCAUGUUUAAGAGGUUUUUGAGCUUUUUCUUAUUGAAUAAAUUCUCAAGGUUUACUAGAGUCUAGCUGUAUUGAAUGAAGAAAAAAAAAACUGGCGUUGCUCUAUAGAAAUUUAUUGAGCCUGCAAAGGCAGAAAAAACUACUCUUCCUGGAUUCAAAGGUCGAGAAAAAAAAGUCAAAGAAUUUUUUCUCGGCUUUAUAAUGAAUGGAGCACAUGGCGAAAACUUAUGGAAGAUUUGGAACCUUUAUGCAGCCUAUUUCGCUUACAGCUGUUUUCAGAGAGUGCAACGUCUAUGAAUGGACGCAAAAGUUUCCAAAACUAGCUUCGCCGAACAUUUUGCACAUCAAAAAGCAUUCGAAGGAGGGCAGCGGCGUGGUAGUCAUGGAAGACGUCGGCGAAAAAGGAGUCGAGCAAGAUCCUGUGAAAGGACUUCCUGUUCGUUACAUUUCAGACCCAUUAAAAAUAAGUACCGAGAAAAAAGUCGCUGACGGUACGUUGACGACUCCGCAGAAGUGCUGCUUGCAGCUGCGGCGUUCUUUCUUUUUCCUUAGCGCUUUUUUGCAUUUUUCUUGACGCGUUCUCGUUUUUGGAAAUCAUCUAAUUUUUUUCGAAUGCGUGAGAAAUACGAGAGAAAUGCGACCUCGAGCUGGACUAGUCAUUUAUCAUUUUUCGGCUAAUAAUUUUUUUCCAAACUAUUGUUAAAUUUUAAAGUUUUUAUUCAUUGUUCUCAAAUUACAGCUAGAUGCUAUGAGAGACGUCCUGAAGCACAUGGCCUAUCUUCACGCGACCUCCUUGAAGCACACCUCCUGGAGCACUCUCGUGAGGCUCCACCUACUUCUCACAAAUUUUCAAUUUUUCCUCAGGUCGCCGACUUGCCUCCUUCUUACUACGCGCAUCUGAUUGGCAACUUCGAGGCGGCGAUGAAUUUCUUCGAGCGGCACGACGUCGAUCAUUCGCGAUUCGUAGUAGGACCCGAACAGAGUUUCGUGUAGUGCGUCUUUUGCAGCACACGGCCAAGUACUUCUCCGCCGAAUACCUCCACACGACGGCCACAGAAAGCGCCGAGCAACUCGGAGUUCCGCGAGUUCUGGUCCACGGCGAGCCCUACGCCAGCAACGUGUUCGUCCGCCAGGAAGGGAAGGAUCAACGUGUCAGUGCCAUCAUCGACUGGACGGGUCUGAUUUUUUUGUAAGAAAAAAAUUUAAUAGUUUUCCAAAAAAUUAUAUAUUUGAAUACGUUUCAAGUUAGCCUAUCUGUAGCCUUUUUAAGGUUAUUUAUAAAACUCAUUUGUCAGUGCGAUUAUCCGAUUCGAAAAAAGGAUUGAAGGAGGAAUAAAAGUUGUUGAAACUUCAUUAUUUCGUAUACUGGAAGUCAUCAGACAAUUUGAAUAGUUAAAUAUUUAUUUCACUAAUUCGCACUUGAAUGAUGAUAAAAAUCAAUUGAUACGUAUAUAGGAACUGCCUUGAGAUAAUUCAAUUUACAAUGAAAAUGUUGAUUUUUCAGAAUGCCAUUCUGGUUGUUUUGCGGAGGAUCUGAGCAAGGCCAUCUGCUGGAACUUAUCACCACGGGUACUGAACCCAAAAACUGACAUCAGUAUUUGACAUUUCCAGGACAGAGUCGACCACACGAGUUCUUUGAUUGAAGGCUAUCACUACCAUCUCGCUAGGUACUGCGGAGCCGAAUGUCCCUUCACAGUCGACGUCAUCAGGACUGCCUACGACUUGUUUUUGCCCUUUUCCAUGGUUUCCAUGGUUGGAAAGGCAAGUCUUUCUUUUUUUCUUUCUUCUUUGUUCAAAACAGUUACGAUUCUUUCAAACUGCUCUCGUAGAUUUCUCUUUUAGCAUUGAAAAAAAAAAACAUUAAAAGGGGCACACAUUAUGUACAUUCAAUUCAUAAGUGACUUUCGAAAUUUUACGGUUUCUUGAUUCCGUUUGCAGCGAGCUAAAGAUAUUUCGAUAUAGUUGAUUAACUGGUGGCUUGAACCACCGACGGGUCCUGACACGGUAAGAAGAGAGACAGUGGCUGGUUCGUGGAGAGCGCUGACGCAUCUGGUUAGCAUCCCUAGCUAGCCGGGAUUCGGCUAAAUGUGUUUUCAUAAUUUAAUCUGAAAGUUGUCCUAGUUUACUGCCAGAUUAUAAAAAAACACGAAUUCAUUGCAAAUCAUGAAUCCGAUUUGAAUCAUGAAGUUUCAGGUGAUGAGUGCGAAAAACGAAGCGGAAAACGAGCCGCUCGUCGAAAGGGCCAAGGCUCUCAUCCAGACCGUAUAUGCGACAGCUCGUCUAGCACAGGAUUGA